AGGUAACUAGGAAUUAAUUUCGUGAAUCAUUGUGUCAUCAACACGAGUUUACCUCAAGUUCAUUUGACAGAUGCGGCUUAGCGGCAAUCCGUAGGCAAACGUCAAUCGUCGAGUCAGUAUCCGAUCGACUCGGAGGCGUCUAAAAUAUGGGUGCAAGGAGCGUGGUCAACAUUCGUAGGGUUUAAAAGAAAUGCGGUCAAACACUACGGCACCCUAGUAACAUCCUGAACAUCUCUUCCAAAUCGCAAUGUACUCGGAUACAGGAAACAACCAUAAAAACAUCGUUCUCUUUGGGCAGGGAGGAGCAGGCAAAAGCUCGCUUGUCAAUCUCAUUGCGGGAAAGAACGUAGCAAAGACAUCCAUUGACCUAAAGCGCUGCACGCUGAAGUGGGAAGAAUAUGCUGUCAAAUUCGAUGGCGGCUCUUACAACAUAUUCGAUACUGUUGGACUCGAGGAACCGCAGCUGGGAAUCCCAGAAUACCUCAAUGCUGUCGAGAAUGCCUAUAAUCUCAUCCAGAAUUUGGAGAGACAAGGUGGCGUUGAUCUACUCGUGUUCUGCAUGCGCGCAGGCCGACUCACUGCUACGCUUCAAAGCAAUUACCGGCUCUUUCACGAAUUCCUCUGUGAAAAGAAGGUCCCCAUCGUUAUGGUGAUCACAUACCUCGAAAACGAAGUCGGAGAAAUGGAUAACUGGUGGAAGAGAAACAAAGAUACUUUCCGUCACCAGGAGUUCUAUGUCAAUGGACAUGCGUGCAUCACCGCCAUUCGAGGCAAUUGUCCAGAACGGUAUGAGCAAUCGCGCACCACGAUCCGCAAACUUGUUAAGGAGUUCACUGCUGACGGGCAGAAGCGACUAUGGGAAGGAGGAGACAACCUGUUCGUGUCGUUGAUGCGAAAGUUGAGGGGGCUAGUUUCAGGGAAAUCGCGUUCGAAAAAGGAUAAUAUUGUCCCUCGCCUCACCAAGAGGUGCGGUUUGACUCCGGACGUCGCAAAGCAGUUGGCCGAUAGGAUUAAGAAAGACGCGGUAGAAGGACCUAGUUGACUCGACUUCCCGUGCUCGAUAGCUUGUGCUCAUUAAUGCCGGUUGUAGACUAAUACGUCAUCAUUUCUUACAAGC
Suillus discolor is the source of this 1117-nucleotide messenger RNA. Its product is annotated as P-loop containing nucleoside triphosphate hydrolase protein. The record is from RefSeq and is a predicted model, not a curated record. Gene Ontology annotation, molecular function: GTP binding. The transcript has 2 exons. The coding region runs from base 248 to 1042 and encodes 264 amino acids. NCBI's taxonomy places the organism in Eukaryota, Fungi, Basidiomycota, Agaricomycetes, Boletales, Suillaceae.